AUGGCGUGGCGGCGGCGGCGCGUCCCAGCCAAUGGCGCGGCGGCGGCGGCGCGGCUCCGCCAAUGGGGGGCGGCGGCGCGGCGGGCGGGAAGCAGCGGGGCAGGCGGGGGGGCGCCGGCGGGAGGCGGCGCCGCCGCAGCGCUCAGGGAGCUCGGCCCCGCCGCCUCACCGCGCUCCGCCGCCGCGCUCCCCGGCCCUCCGGCCCCGCACCGGCUCUCCAUGUACGACAACUUGUACCUGCAUGGGUUUGAAGACUCGGAGGCGGUCUCUGGCAGCACGGAGCCCCCGGUGCCGCGGUCGGACGCCGCGGUUCGGGAGCGUUCCCCGCCGGUGGCCGAAAUCCCAGGGGAUUGGAAGGGACCUCUGGAGAUCUCCCAGUCCAAGCCCCUACCAAGGCAGGGUUACCUGGAGUUGGUGACAGAGGAAUGGAUCCAGGGCUCAGCAGAUUCGUACACGAGCAGACCCUCAGACUCUGAUGUCUCUCUGGAAGAGGACAGGGAAGCAAUCCGCCAGGAAAGGGAGCAGCAAGCAGCCAUCCAGCUGGAGAGGGCCAAGUCCAAACCAGUAGCAUUUGCUGUCAAGACCAACGUGAGUUACUGUGGGGCUCUGGAUGAAGAUGUUCCUGUCCCCAGCACUGCCAUCUCCUUCGAUGCCAAGGACUUCCUCCACAUUAAAGAGAAAUACAACAACGACUGGUGGAUAGGGAGGCUGGUGAAGGAGGGCUGCGAGAUCGGCUUCAUCCCGAGCCCGCUGCGCCUGGAGAACAUCCGCAUCCAGCAGGAGCAGAAGAGAGGCCGCUUCCACGGGGGGAAAUCCAGUGGCAAUUCUUCUUCAAGCCUUGGAGAGAUGGUCUCUGGCACGUUUCGAGCCACACCUACAGCCACAGCAAAACAGAAACAAAAAGUGACAGAACAUAUUCCCCCCUAUGAUGUAGUGCCAUCAAUGAGACCUGUGGUGUUGGUGGGCCCAUCACUCAAAGGCUAUGAGGUGACAGACAUGAUGCAGAAAGCUCUCUUUGACUUCCUGAAGCACAGGUUUGAUGGGAGGAUAUCCAUAACCAGAGUGACAGCUGACAUCUCGCUGGCCAAGAGGUCUGUGCUCAAUAACCCCAGCAAGAGGGCCAUCAUCGAGCGCUCCAACACCAGGUCCAGCCUAGCUGAAGUGCAGAGUGAGAUUGAAAGAAUCUUUGAGCUGGCCAGGUCCUUACAGCUGGUUGUCCUGGAUGCAGACACCAUAAACCACCCUGCACAGCUUAUCAAGACAUCUCUAGCACCAAUCAUUGUCCAUGUGAAGGUGUCCUCUCCAAAGGUUCUGCAGCGGCUGAUCAAGUCCAGAGGGAAGUCACAAAGCAAACACUUGAACGUCCAGUUGGUGGCAGCUGAUAAACUUGCACAAUGCCCACCAGACAUGUUCGACGUGAUCCUGGACGAGAACCAGCUGGAGGACGCGUGCGAGCACCUGGCCGAGUACCUGGAGGCGUACUGGAGAGCCACGCACACGUCCAGCGCCGCGCCCAUGACGCCCCUGCUGGGCAGGAGCCUGGCCCCGGCCGCGCUGUCCCCGUACCCCGCCGCCAUCUCCGGCCUGCAGAGCCAGCGCGGCCGGCACGGCGCGCACUCCGCCGAGAGCUCUCCCCUCGAGCGGCGCAGCCUCAUGAGCUCCGACGAGAACUACCACAACAACGAGAGGGCUCGCAAGAGCAGGAACCGCCUGUCUUCCAGUUCCCAGCACAGCCGAGAGCAUUACCCCCUGGUGGAAGAGGAGUUCCCCGACCCCUACCAGGACUCGUACAAACCCCACCGCGCCCGCGGCUCCCCCGGCGGCUACAGCCACGACUCACGGCACCGGCUCUGAGUGCUGGGACUGGGGAGGAGCGGCAUCCAC
Molecule: messenger RNA, 1884 nt
Organism: Agelaius phoeniceus (red-winged blackbird)
Lineage: Eukaryota; Metazoa; Chordata; Aves; Passeriformes; Icteridae
Source: RefSeq, a predicted model, not a curated record